AUAGUAUAUUGCCUCUUCUAUAGGAGGCAGCAAAAUUUAGAGAGAGCGACACGACAUCUCUCCAAAACCUUCCAACACUAGGAAUCUUUUUCACCUCAAGCACAUAUAGCUGGCUAGCUGCAUUUGAUUUCAUAGAUAUACUGAGAAGAUAUAUAAUUAAAGGGCGGCGAUUAAUUACAAGAUGCGGAACAUGGCUAGUUCCGCCUCAUCCAAAGGCAUCGCCGCCAUUGUGGGCGUUGGGCCUAACCUCGGUCGCUCCGUCGCUCGCAAGUUCGCCCAUGAAGGCUAUACAGUUGCUAUACUCGCCCGUGACUUGGGUAGAUUAUCAAGAUUUGCUGACGAGAUAGCGAGAGAAGAAAAGGCACAGGUGUUUGCUAUUCGAAUCGAUUGCUCCGAUUUACGAAGUGUAAGAGAGGCAUUUGAGGGAGUUCUAUCACUGGGUUCUGUUGAAGUCUUGGUUUACAAUGCAUAUAAUCAGCAACCAGUGUCUUGGAACCCCACAAUUUUUACAGACAUUAGAGUUGAACAAUUCCAAAAAUCUAUCGCCGUCUCUUCCGUCGGUGCCUUCCACUGCGCUCAACAGGUACUACCAGGAAUGGUGGAAAGAGGAAGAGGGACGGUUCUCUUUAGUGGUUGCUCAGCUUCUCUUAAUGGCAUUGCCGGCUACUCUGAAUUAUGCUGUGGGAAGUUUGCAAUGAGAGCCUUAUCGCAAUGUCUGGUAAAAGAGUUCCACCCACUAGGAAUACACGUGGCGCAUGUCAUCAUCCACGGCAUCGUCGGCGCACCUCGGGGGGCAGUGGCAUCGACUUCACAGCAUAGGUUGUUGGUUGGGGAACAAGAAGAAGAAAGCCGAGGAAGGGACGGUUUGAUGGACCCUGACGCGCUGGCGCAGACCUACUGGCACUUGCACAUUCAAGAUAGAUCUGCUUGGACCCAAGAGAUUGAUCUUCAUCCCUCCAACCAAAGAUAUAUGUAGAAAGAAGAAAUGAAUAUCUGCCUUUUCUCGAAUCAUUUUGUCAAAAAAAUGCCAAUUUGUUCUUUUCCUUUGUUAUGUGAUUCUGUUUGACAACAAAAUGGCAAGGUUAUUCAUGAGACACUUCCAUUGUCGACCCAUAUGUACUAGAAUUGGCCAGCUAAGUUAGAUAUUUUCAAUUUAGUGUGGUAUUGUGUGAUUGAUUGGGAUACUGUGUAAAUUUGAUUUGGUUUGGAAUUGUAACAAGUGAAUUUGAAGGAAUGUGAAUGGGAUUUUCGCAUGA
This is a messenger RNA of Lycium ferocissimum, 1256 nucleotides long. RefSeq lists its product as uncharacterized. Gene Ontology annotation, molecular function: 2,3-dihydro-2,3-dihydroxybenzoate dehydrogenase activity. The transcript is spliced from 5 exons. Lineage: Eukaryota; Viridiplantae; Streptophyta; Magnoliopsida; Solanales; Solanaceae. Bases 182 to 976 code for a protein of 264 amino acids. The record is from RefSeq and is a predicted model, not a curated record. Gene Ontology annotation, biological process: siderophore biosynthetic process.